AUGUCCUUUCUCUUUGGUGGCGGCCGGCCUCAACCGACGUCCGCAGAAAAGAUCGCAGCCGCUGAAAAUGAAGUUGAGAUGGUCUCAGACAUGUUCAACAGGUACGCAUGUAACCUUGUGGCCGGCUGUAUCUCUUUCAACCUCUUUGAGGAGACUUCCGGACACCUCCCUCUGAUGGAUAGCCCACUGACCACUCCCAGAUUAACGCAAUCCUGCCUGAAGAAGUGCAUACCGGCCGACUACCGCGAAGGCGACCUCAACAAAGCCGAGAGUGUCUGUCUCGAUCGCUGUGUAGCGAAAUUCUUCGAAGUCAACAUGAAAGUGUCGGAAAAGAUGCAGGGCGAGGCCGCCAUGCGACAAGGAGGAGGAGGCGGUGGUGGAGGUAUGUUUGGAAUGUAA
Messenger RNA from Fonsecaea nubica, 399 nucleotides. Its product is annotated as mitochondrial import inner membrane translocase subunit tim10. The record is from RefSeq and is a predicted model, not a curated record. The transcript has a single exon. Gene Ontology annotation, biological process: protein insertion into mitochondrial inner membrane. Bases 1 to 399 code for a protein of 132 amino acids. Gene Ontology annotation, cellular component: mitochondrial inner membrane. NCBI's taxonomy places the organism in Eukaryota, Fungi, Ascomycota, Eurotiomycetes, Chaetothyriales, Herpotrichiellaceae.